AUGACGGACAGCAAAACUCUAGUGAUGGCUCCUGCAAACGGGCUGGUAGAUAAGUCCAUAGAGCUUCAGAAGGAGAUCCUAAUGGAAAAACUGCGAUCGAAAACCUCGCAGCACAAAAACCUCAGUGAAACUGCAAAAGCUGUACGAAUGGCUAUGCUGAUAGCAACUGAUUGGGGUCUCACAAUUCUUUGGAGGAUACACCUGGCGUACGCCAGAUUAAAAUUUGUGGUGGGAACAUCUGGAGUCAACCUUUUCAUAUCAUCUGAUAUGUUCUAUUUGGAGAUACUUGUAGAAUCUAAUGGGACAGUGAAGGAUGUCAAGAUUCAUCAUGAAGGCAAGAUUGAACAACAAAGCUGUGAGGAAUUAGUACAGUGUAUAUCACGUGGCGACUUCGCUGAUUUCACGGCCCAACUCGAAGGAUUGACUGCUGUGUAUCAGCUUAAUGCUGAAAAGAAGGUAAAAUGCAAAGCGUUUAGUGCGCUCCAAAGCCUGGAAGAAGAUCUGUGUACACUGCGACAGCUGCAGAGCUUCAUUAAAGACCCUUGGGCACAGGUCCAUAAGAGUCCAAUUGGCUUUCUGCAAAAACGACGCGGAGGUCACGCAAUGCGUCUCACCUAUUUCGUAUCUCCCUACGAACUCCUGGAUAAGGAUAAAGGCCUCCAGCCUCUAACCAACGAAUUGCUAACCAUCGGCAAGCCUCAAGCGUCAAGCGGUCUAGCGUCUCUAGUGGCCCCUUCACACACACCUGUCGGCCAUUCCGCGUUGGUGCUUCUAGAAGGUUCCACAGCCAAUAAGCUGCAGUUGUCGCCAAUCAUAGCUAGUGGACAGAGAGCAGGGAAAAGCGGCCCUGUGUACGCGCAACUAGUGCCUCAGAACAGCGCAAUGUUACCAGCGUGCUUCACGCUAAAGUUGUCACAGCCCAUGCCGUUGUGUGCUGGCCUUGCGAAGCGUAUACAUGCCACUACCGAGGUGGAAGUGUCCGGUGACUGGGCGAACGCAAAGCCAAUGCUUGGUCUGGUCGCGCAGCAGGCGUACAACAAACUCACUCCUGGGAAGAACAUCGAACUCAAUCUCAGCAAAGGGCUCUUCGUGUCAUUACCAGACCAAACGCACUGCUACUUCGUGUGCGAAACCCGUGGCUUGGAAGGCUCCAUGGUCGGCAGCGUGCCGUUCACACACCCAUCUCACGUUCCGCCGCUGCUGGCCGCGCUGCGACAGCAGGCGUUGUUUAACACGCUUAUUGCCUCCUGUGUUAGAACGCAGGGCAAACAGAGUGUGGACCUCGAAAGCGUAACAAUGUUCGAAGUGAGUGCGUUAUCGUGGGCUCACAUAUCAGUAUCCCUCGAGCACCCGCUGGACGAGAGCAUGGCCACGCUAGAGCUCGAAUUGUCCGACCCUGCACACCCUAGAGCUGCGCUGCAUUCGCUCCAUGCAUCUCAUCAGCAUCACCACUUGGAUGAAUACAUCACUAGAGUGCUACAGAAAACGCAUUCCAUACCAAUUACGCUUAGAUCUCUAAUGAAGAUCUGGGAGCGCGAAGCGGCGACGAAACAGAUGAAUGGCAACUACUCUUCUCUGGACUCAAAUUUUAGCUGUGGCCUGGGCGGGCUCGACCCGGGGGGCGACCACGUGAAGCAGGAACCUGGGACCCACCCCCACGGGCGAGCCAUGUUCCCCUCUAAUAUCUCGCACCCUCACCAAAGCGGUGCCUACCUUUCUGAACAACAGCAACACCACCUCUCUAUGAUGUGCCAAGAUUCAGGCCCAAGCGAAUCAAAAGCUCAAAUCGAGGAUCGAAAAUCAAAGAAACGAAAAGCAGACACCGACCUAUGGGUUUCCAACCCAAAGAAGGGGAAACCUGUAUUGACAGAUAUGUUAAAUUCCGAUAGUGAUAGUGAUAAUUCUGAAUAUGUAAACGAAGAUGACAACACUAUGAAUAGCAACUCCAGUAAUGAAGAUAUUGAAGGACGAGAGUCUUCAGCCUCGCAGAAUGAGUUUGCGUCAGACCUUGAACUGUCUGGCAUGGACGCUACGGACGCUUUAGGUAGUCAAGAAAAUAGACCGUCUUCAGAUAUGGAUAACUCUAUUGAUGGAGAAAGCGACGAUAUCAGGAAUUCUUUUCACAAGUCUGAGCACAAAAGGCAAAAGCUCAAAAGUAAAGACACCGAAAUGCGUAACAGGAAUCUACUCCUGGACUUAACUGAAGGUAAAUCUUACAUGCCUUCUUCAGUCAGCAUCACACCCAUAGGGUCAACUACUCCAAACUCACAGAGUGCCGGCUCUGGAAAUCUUUCGUCAAUGCUUUGUUUAGACCGACGUCCCGGAAUUGAAAUAAUUCCAAUUUCAUCUGCACCACCAGCGGCUCUACCAAGCUCUAUUACUAUAACACCGAUAACGUCGUCUCAAAUGAAGUCUAUGGAUGACAGAAUCCGAUCCGAAAAAAAGUCAAGCAAAUCUAGUGAAGAACGAAGCAAAGAGAAGAAAAAGAAAAGACGAAGAGACGACCCCAUGGGCCCACCAGAAAAAGUCCCGCCGAAGCAAGACCCUCUUACAAAACCAGUAUCAGUAAGCAUCAAACCAACUGACGGUUCACCCAUGCGACCCACCUCCCCAAACGCUUUACUCAGAAAAUUUAGUCCCAGUCCGACUCACGGUCGUUCCGUAUCGAUCACAAAGUCAACCAGUCCUAGCCCUUUAAAAGGAAUGGGAAAGCCCUCUGGUACAUCCAGCCAUCAGGGCAGCCCGAGACAUUCACCAAUACAGAAUAGUCCAAAACACUUACCAGGUUACUCAAGUCCGAAAAACCACAGCAUAUCUUCUCCAAAGCACAGCUCUUCAGGGUCAGGGAAACCCAGCAUGUCAGCGUUAAAAUCUGCAACCAGUGGUUCUCCAUCUGGCAAGUCGGGAACGACAGGGUAUGAUCUCUCUAAGAAAAUUUCUAAAGACAGUUAUAGCUCCAGCUCAAUGAGUUCCAGAGAUAAAGAAAAGAAACAUUCCAGUUUAUCGUUCUCUACUUCUGGUAGAAGUAGUCCUAAACUUAAAAAUCCGGUGAAGUUGAAGCAGUUAGAAAUAACCCCUGUGUCCUGUGACAGUCCUGUAACCGAGCCCCUGAUAUCACCUCCUAAUGUAGAAGUGAAUAAGUCUGCUCCGAGUCAAGCUCGCAAUAGAAAGGGCUCACUAAGCGCUGUGAUAGACAAACUAAAAUCUGCUCAACACUGCAGCACGGACACCGAACUCGGUGCUAAAUCCAGCUCGUCAAGUACCAAUAAAUUUUCAGAUCCAAAAAACUCCGCACCUAAUAACGCAAAAUUAAGUGAAAGUAAAAAUCAAGAAUACAUGGUCAAGCCUAGCUUAGAUGGUAUGAAGAUCACAAUAAACAAGACCAGAACAAAAGAGUCAUCCAGUAGCAGCUCGAAAUUGAACUACAGCAGCUCGAGUUCUAGUAAACAGUCAUCUCCACAACUGACCCCACCUAGUCAAGGCUCUCCCAAAACUCACACAGGUUUGAAACCAGGAGUCAUAAGCGGUCCUGCUUCCAAGAAAACUCAAGCAAUGCAAUCAUCUAAGUCCGGAAGUUUGACUCCUGGCUCCACACCACCAAAAGCAAACAUGAGUCCUUCUGAACCAUCGAAUAAUCCUAGCAACGUCUCGAAAGUGCCUUACUCAAAAUCCUCCAGUUCGAGCAGUGCUGGUAUUAAUUUAUCAAAAUCUGCUUCCAAACCGAGUUCAGGGUCCCCUAAGAGCAGCAGUACAGAUCUUGCGAAAAUCGUCAGAGACAGAGAAAGGGAAAAGGCUAAAACCAAACUAAUGGGUAACUCUGAGAGAUCAAUAUUUUCAUCCAAAUCAGAACGUCAUUCCAGUCCUAGCGGAUCGAGAGACGACGCAGACAACGACCGAUAUAAGACUUCUAAAGAUGCUAACUUCCUAGUCGAAGGAUUAAUUAAACCUCUGGAUACGAGCAAGUUUCAAAUACCUAAACUGAAAAAUCAAACAACCCCAGAUAAAAACAGUCCUGUGUCUCAAUACGAUAGCCGAUCUACGGUGAAUGACUUCACGAGAAGUCUUGAGCAAAACAAAUAUCCAUUUCCACAUUACGAUAACCCAAACUCAAGAACAUCAGAGUCGGUUCAGAAAUCUGCAUACCCGCUUAAUGUGCCGAAACCUCUUUUGAAUAUGGGAUCUGUAAGUCCAAAAACUGUGCCUCUUGUCAAGGACCAAUCUAAUCCUAUUGAAUAUUCCAAAGCUGUAUCAGAUAGUAUAUCUAAAGGUGAAAGUCCUCAGCGGAAAGAUGAUACGAAAGAAUCUUUCUCUAAUACAUAUCCGUUGAUGCCACUCGAUUUUAAGACGGACAUGUCCAAAGGGUUUGCCACACCUAAAGGCACGGAAGACAGAAAAGGUGCUGACUCUUGUAUGAAGCCUCCAGCAAGUGGAUCAGUACCUAGGAGUGGAGCAACUACUCCUCAAGAAGCAGCUGAGAUGUUAUUAGAUUUUUCGUCAUCGUCAGGUAGUAAAGUUUCAGGGAUGGUGGCCGUACGACCAGUAUAUCCUGCGUCACCUGCGCUAGCUUUGCAAUUAGUCAAAAGUCCAGCUCCCUCGCCAUUGGUGGCGCCUUCUCCACACUCGAAUUCCCCCUGUAUCACUGACGAUGAACUCAUGGACGAGGCUUUGGUAGGACCUGGUAAAUGAGUGUAUGUCCACGCGUCUGCAUCUAUGGUAACAGUUAACAGGAAAACUUGGUCCAUUUCCAAACAGGGCGCUGGUGCUGGUCCAUAGACCAAGUAGAAUGCAGAAUGUAGAUGCUUCUGACCAAUUAUGAGCAUUAAGGCGCGCAAAUUAACAUUACCAUAAUAUUAUACAGUGUGUCGAUUUACAUUCUCGUCAUGUUUAAGAAAUUAAAAAAAUAUUCUGUUCAAUAUUCUGGCUAAUUGUAUCUAAUCAAGUUUUUCAAAAUGGUCUCGGAGUCUUAAGCACCACGCAAGAGCAGUGACCCCGCCACCCGCUUCACCGAGCGAUACGUAAUCUUUCUCGAUCGCUUAUUUACCUAUUUUUUAAAUUAUGAUUAUGUACUAGUAUUGUUAU
This is a messenger RNA of Hyposmocoma kahamanoa, 5079 nucleotides long. RefSeq names its product mediator of RNA polymerase II transcription subunit 1 (gene MED1). Gene Ontology annotation, biological process: regulation of transcription by RNA polymerase II. The transcript is spliced from 13 exons. Gene Ontology annotation, cellular component: mediator complex. Bases 1 to 4686 code for a protein of 1561 amino acids. Lineage: Eukaryota; Metazoa; Arthropoda; Insecta; Lepidoptera; Cosmopterigidae. The record is from RefSeq and is a predicted model, not a curated record. Gene Ontology annotation, molecular function: transcription coregulator activity.